Molecule: messenger RNA, 1029 nt
Organism: Pelobates cultripes (western spadefoot toad)
Lineage: Eukaryota; Metazoa; Chordata; Amphibia; Anura; Pelobatidae
Source: the annotation of a GenBank genome assembly
AUGUCGCAGCAACCGGGACCGAUGGACGAGUACCUGUCCACCCCACAAUGUAUAGCAGGCACACGAGGCCCAGACAAAAUGGCGCCCGGAUCGCCGGGAACACAGAGCAGAUCGAACUCCACGCAGGACUCCCCGCGGAGAGACGCCCUCACUCAGAUGUCAGCUGAACUCGCGGCAAUCUCGGCAAACAUGUUUUCCAGGCAAGACAAGAAGGAGCUGGUGGCAGAACUACGCGCGGCUAUCCGGGAGGAGGUGGCUGCGGUCCGGCGCGACCUCUCCGCCCUAGAACACCGGGUGGGAGACCUGGAGGUCCAACAGCUGCAGUCAGAACAAUCCCAACGGGCCACAGACCUGGCUACCACGAGGCAGGGCAACCUCCUCCUGGAGCUCAGACGCCAGGUGGAGGACCUUGAGAACCGCGGACGGCGCAAUAAUAUCCGCGUCAGAGGCCUGCCAGAGUCGGAAGGAGAGACCCCAAGAGAGGUCCUGGAGGGCCUGUUCACACAACUACUGGGGGAAGAAGCUCCACCGGAUUUCGGAUUAGAGCGUGCACACCGGGCGCUUCGACCACCAAGGAGGGAUGGCCUCCCCAGGGACUUGGUGUGCUGUUUUCAAUCAUUCCAACUGAAAGAAAGUAUCAUGAGAGCGGCCAGGGCACUGCGCACCAUCACCUACAUGGACUCGCAUGUAUCCCUAUACCAGGACCUGUCUCCCCUCACCCUCGAUGCCAGGCGAGCGCUGAAGCCCAUCACAGGCCUCCUACAGCAGAAGCGGAUCCCUUACAAAUGGGGAUUCCCGUUCAGUCUGCAGGCAAGAAUUGAGAAUCGCUGGCUGGCAGUCCGCUGGCCUAAUGAUGUGCCUAGAUUUCUACGAGCAGCGGGCCUCCCUGAGACUCCCGUCCCUAACUGGAUCCUUGAUCACCCGCCGGCCAGGCCCACGGGCCCUACAGUUCCAGCGGAUCACCUGUCGGAUGGUGCCCUGCGGAGAUCCUCGACGCACCGGAGCGGGCCCAACACCGCGGAAGAGUAG